UUAUUAUUUCUAUCCCUAGCUGGUUUUAGUCAACACCUCGGGUCCAAAUUUAGCCAACAUCUAUUUGGCCAAAGAAAUCAAAUUGGAAGAAAAAACUAGCUAAAAAAAAUGGGCAUUCAGAACUUUUUGAGCGGUCUGUUUAAGAAACAAUCAAACAAGGGCAUUGCCGAACCAUUACCUGCACCAAAAGCUCAGAAUCUUGGCGAGGAAAUAAGGCUAAUGGUCAAUUCCCCACGGUUUGAGAGCGCCUACAAUACUGCCGCUCCAUUUCUGUUCGCCGGCUUGGGAGCUUGGCCGGGAUAUUGGGCUUUUAGAGCAAUGGAUUAUCAUACCCACCGAUCCCAUAUACCAUUGGAGAUCUAUAUAAGACGGACCUACUAUCAAGCCAAGACGGUGCAACUAUUUAUUAUUUUGGCUGGCACUUAUACAGUAUUCAGGAACCACAAACUGUUGACUGCACAAAAUGUUGAUAACUCGCAGCCAGCAGAUUUUAAAUAUGACUUCUCUAAUUUAUUACGGCAAAAAUUCGAUUACUAAGUGAGAAAUAAAAGCGCUGGAUGUCCUAAAAAAAACGAGGUCUUUUCAAUUUU
Molecule: messenger RNA, 590 nt
Organism: Drosophila kikkawai
Lineage: Eukaryota; Metazoa; Arthropoda; Insecta; Diptera; Drosophilidae
Source: RefSeq, a predicted model, not a curated record